Molecule: messenger RNA, 762 nt
Organism: Brassicogethes aeneus
Lineage: Eukaryota; Metazoa; Arthropoda; Insecta; Coleoptera; Nitidulidae
Source: the annotation of a GenBank genome assembly
AUGCAGAAUCAAGAACAGGUUACCAACAGCCCGGAGCAAAAUGUUCCCAACUUCUUCGAAUCAUGGACCAAAAACGAAGAUGAAAUUAACAAUUUCUUCACGAAUUUGAUGUACGAUGAUAAACAAUCAGUCAACAAUUUUAAUUACGGAGUCACACAAAAAAGUAACCAUGCUGCAAAUGAUGUUAACGUUAACAACGGUUAUUACUUCAAUGGGGAAAACUUGCUGCCCAACGAGAGACCGACAUACAUCCCCAUUGAACAGUACAUAGAGCCGAACCAGACCCUCCCAACGCUUGGGGAAUACUUACCGCAGAAUGAGGAGCAGAUCCCCAAUCUCAUUGUGGAACGGGCUACAGCCCCAGAAUUACCAGCGAAGUUUAAAUGCCCGUUUUGCGAUAGAUCCUUCACGAAAGUUUGCUACCUAUCUCAACAUGUGAACGCCCAGCACAACGACCAAAGGCAGUUCAAAUGUUCAAAGUGCGGAAAGAAGUUCGCAUCGCAGGAAACUCUGGCUUUACACGCGGAAAAACAUCAAGGCGACAAACCGCACAAGUGCAGGGUUUGCCCCAAGCAAUACAACUUCAGGUCCGACUUAAACAGGCACAUGUUCGUGCACGACAGAAGGAACAGCCCUUACAUUUGCACGUCUUGCGGGAAAGGUUUCGCGAGGAGAGAUCAUUUCAAGAAUCACUGCCUGAGCCACGAAAGAAAAGCUGCCUUGUAUAACGUUAGAAGAAACAUGAACCAACAACAGUUUUAG